UUUAAGGUUUAAGACUUUAAGGUAUAUAUGCUUAGAGCAAGUAACGUCGAGAAAAACAUAAUUUAAGGCGUUUUCUUUGCGCGCCAGAUUCCGUGAAUUUGUCCGCUUUCUCCUGUAGUGUUAGCUUAGCAGCAGGAAGACCGCAGGCUGUUUACCGAAGAUUUCAGCGUUUCUUGCAAUAAUAUCCGAACCUAGUUUUAAAUGUAUUAAAUACAUCUGAGACCUUUAUAUUUGACAUCUUCUCUCAAGUCGUCGCACUGUCCGCCGUUGCACAGGACUCCGUGAAGAGUGAAGGAGAGAUGGCGAGCUCGGUGGGGAACGUGGCUGAUAGCACAGAACCAACCAAACGUAUGCUUUCCUUCCAAGGGUUGGCAGAGCUGGCGCACCGUGAAUAUCAGUCAGGAGAUUUUGAGGCGGCUGAACGCCACUGUAUGCAGCUGUGGAGGCAGGAGCCGGAUAAUACUGGCGUACUGCUGCUGCUCUCCUCUAUCCACUUCCAGUGCCGCAGGCUUGACAGGUCUGCCCACUUUAGCACUCUGGCCAUCAAGCAGAACCCCAUGCUGGCUGAGGCCUACUCUAACCUGGGCAACGUUUACAAGGAACGGGGUCAACUUCAGGAGGCCAUCGAGCACUACCGCCACGCGCUCCGUCUCAAACCGGACUUUAUCGAUGGAUACAUCAACCUGGCAGCAGCGUUGGUGGCAGCAGGGGACAUGGAGGGAGCAGUUCAAGCAUAUGUGUCCGCUCUCCAAUACAAUCCUGAUCUGUAUUGUGUACGCAGUGACUUGGGUAACCUGCUUAAAGCGCUUGGGCGCCUUGAAGAGGCAAAGGCUUGUUACCUGAAGGCAAUUGAAACCCAGCCAAACUUUGCCGUGGCCUGGAGUAACCUGGGCUGCGUGUUCAAUGCUCAGGGGGAGAUCUGGCUGGCCAUACAUCAUUUUGAGAAGGCAGUGACCCUGGACCCUAACUUUUUGGAUGCUUACAUCAACUUGGGCAAUGUUCUGAAAGAGGCUCGUAUCUUUGACAGAGCUGUUGCUGGUUAUCUGCGUGCCCUCAGCCUGAGCCCUAACCAUGCUGUUGUCCAUGGAAACCUGGCGUGUGUGUACUAUGAGCAGGGAUUGAUUGACCUGGCCAUUGAUACUUACCGUCGUGCCAUUGAGCUGCAGCCACACUUUCCUGAUGCAUACUGCAAUCUCGCUAAUGCACUGAAGGAGAAAGGCAGUGUUUCUGAAGCUGAAGAGUGUUACAACACUGCGCUGCGUCUGUGCCCGACUCAUGCAGACUCCCUUAACAAUCUGGCCAACAUCAAGCGUGAGCAGGGCAACAUUGAGGAAGCUGUGCAGCUCUACAGAAAAGCACUGGAGGUGUUCCCUGAAUUUGCCGCUGCCCAUUCAAACCUGGCCAGUGUCCUGCAGCAGCAGGGGAAACUUCAGGAAGCUCUCAUGCACUAUAAGGAGGCAAUCAGAAUCAGCCCCACAUUUGCUGAUGCUUACUCUAACAUGGGCAACACUCUGAAAGAGAUGCAGGAUGUUCAGGGGGCUCUGCAGUGCUACACUCGAGCCAUUCAGAUCAACCCCGCUUUUGCAGAUGCUCACAGUAACUUGGCUUCAAUACACAAGGAUUCUGGGAACAUUCCUGAAGCGAUUGCAUCGUACCGCACUGCCCUGAAGCUCAAGCCAGACUUCCCUGAUGCUUAUUGCAACCUGGCUCACUGUCUGCAGAUUGUAUGUGACUGGACCGACUAUGAUGAGCGCAUGAAGAAGCUGGUGAGCAUUGUGGCUGAUCAACUGGAGAGGAACCGCCUGCCAUCUGUGCAUCCCCAUCACAGCAUGCUCUACCCCCUCUCUCACGGUUUCCGCAAGGCAAUUGCAGAGAGGCAUGGCAACUUGUGUCUGGAUAAGAUCAAUGCUCUUCAUAAACCUGCCUAUGAGCAUCCAAAGGACUUGAAGGCCAGUGGAGGCCGUUUGCGUGUGGGUUACGUUAGCUCUGAUUUUGGCAACCAUCCCACUUCCCACCUGAUGCAGUCCAUCCCUGGCAUGCACAACUCUGAGAAGUUCGAGGUGUUUUGCUAUGCUCUCAGCCCCGAUGACAGCACCAACUUCAGAGUUAAAGUCAUAGCAGAGGCUCAUCACUUCACUGACCUCUCACAGAUCCCCUGUAACGGAAAGGCAGCAGACAGGAUCCUUCAAGAUGGAGUCCACAUCCUGGUCAACAUGAAUGGUUAUACUAAAGGAGCACGCAAUGAGCUUUUCGCAUUGCGCCCUGCACCCAUUCAGGUAGGCCAGCGGUCAGGAACCUAUGGCUCGCGAGCCACACCUCGCCAGAUCUUUCACUCUUUACCAACAAAUGACCUAUUACAAAAAUUAGACAUCACUAGAGAUCAGCAAUUCCUUUGUUGUAGAGCCUACAUAAGCUGAUAAAACGUUUAAAAU
Sinocyclocheilus anshuiensis is the source of this 2432-nucleotide messenger RNA. Its product is annotated as UDP-N-acetylglucosamine--peptide N-acetylglucosaminyltransferase 110 kDa subunit-like. Lineage: Eukaryota; Metazoa; Chordata; Actinopteri; Cypriniformes; Cyprinidae. The transcript is spliced from 15 exons. Gene Ontology annotation, molecular function: protein O-acetylglucosaminyltransferase activity; protein binding. Bases 300 to 2417 code for a protein of 705 amino acids. The record is from RefSeq and is a predicted model, not a curated record. Gene Ontology annotation, biological process: protein O-linked glycosylation.